Esox lucius (northern pike) is the source of this 2127-nucleotide messenger RNA. RefSeq names its product pancreatic secretory granule membrane major glycoprotein GP2-like. Bases 98 to 1828 code for a protein of 576 amino acids. The transcript is spliced from 2 exons. Gene Ontology annotation, cellular component: apical plasma membrane; cell surface. Lineage: Eukaryota; Metazoa; Chordata; Actinopteri; Esociformes; Esocidae. The record is from RefSeq and is a predicted model, not a curated record. Gene Ontology annotation, biological process: neutrophil migration.
UCAUAUAAACUUCCCUCAUCUUCUACCUGUGUAUAAAUGCAGUGUUUCCCCUGAGUACACUGAGCUGUUUGGUCUGAUCUGAAGGACACAGUGCAAAAUGACGACACCAGGUGCUCUAUUAUUUCUCACGCUGAUCCACUUCAUCACUGGACAAGUCUCGGGUGAUGGUAACUCUACAAACCUUAUCCCUUGGACCUCGAUCUUCAAAUGCGGUUUGAAAAACUGUCCGUUCGGCCAAGACUGCCUCAUCGUAAGUGGCACCCAGAUGUGUGUCGACCCCUGCGACCACUACACCAUUCUAAACAACCCCAAGCGAUCCGUAUCCUACACUCGGUACCCUGAUGUGUCUGUCAACGACUGCAAUGUCAAAUGGGAAGGCUGGCAUCGUCUGCUUUUGGGAGGCCUUAGUGCCAAGAUGCCUGAAGAUUGCGUGGAGGAAUACAUGUGCGGAACAUUCUACCCGCUGUGGCUCAAUGGCCGACAUCCCCGUCCAGAAGAAGGUGUGGUACCAUCCAAAAUCUGCGGGGUCAGUGGAAGGAGCUGUUGUCAUUACAACUCCAAUGACAUCCACGUCAAAGCCUGUCCUGGAAAUUUCUUCAUCUACAAGUUUGUGGUUCCCAAUGUCUCUCCAUCUGCAUACUGCGCACUUGUGCCAACUGUCCCCUCAACGAUUCCACCGACGAUUCGAACCAGAACAACCCGAGCACCAGACACGACGACAUACGCAAAACCUACAAGUGCAACUACAACACCAGAACCUGGAACAACAAAAAGCCUUGAUGAAGACACUGUUAUGACCCCACCUGAAUCCAACACAAUGACUCCCUUAACUGACACGACAACAGCCCAAAAACCCGGCACUACAACAAGUAGCCCAGUCCCUUCCCCUGCCACACCCCAAAAAACAACUCCUGCCCUUAAAACAGAUCCUGUCACAGAGCCAACAACCAUCUCAAUGAUAGAGUUAGUAUGCGAACGCAGCCUCUUCCGGGUGGUUGUCGUCACGUCUCAGCUGCUGACCGUCGGUCUGGAUGCUUCAUCUGUUCACCUGGCUGACCCUACCUGCUCCGCCCACGGUGAGGUAAAUGGAGUGGUGUGGUGCCAAGUGGAGCGCAAGGAGGGCAGCUGUGGAAACACACUGAAGACAAACGGGACCCACGCCAUCUUCUCCAACUAUUUAUUUCUCUACCCGUUGGCCCGUGGCGCCUUUCUGCCACGCCCAGUUAGGAUCCCCUUCUCCUGUGUCUACCCUAUGGUUGCAGAGACCAGCCUGGACGUGGCGCUCAGACCUCACCUGUCCACGGAGGGUGCUGGUCUGGUGGGCGUGGGCUCCACGGCCAUCGCAUCCAUGUCUCUGUACCGUGACUCCAACUACACCAACACUUUCCCCGUUGGUCAGAGGGUCGUUGUGCCUCUUGGUUCUCCGCUGUACGUUGGCGUGUCCGUGAAUGAGACCGAAACGGAACGUUUCGUGACCGUCCUGGAUGAUUGCUACGUAACUCACUCCCCCAGCCCCUACGACCUCAUGCGAUACUAUCUCAUUCAGGGCAAGUGUGCCAGCGACCGGCGUCGGGUGGCGGUGGAGGAGAGCGGCUCGUCCCUCAAAGCACGCUUCUCAGCACUGCUGUUCCUGUACUGGGGGGACUACCAGGACGUCUUCCUGCACUGCCGUCUCAGCCUGUGUGACCGGAGGAGGGUCGGCUUUUGCACUCCGAUGUGUUUGAGAAGGACGUCCCGCUCUGUUUCACAGGCCAUCCCCUUAAAGCCUCUCACCAUUGGACCAAUUGCCUGGGACCAGUAUGAAGUGAGUGACAAUUACAAUCACUGACGAGGGGUCGUCAAGGCAUUCCUUGUAGGUCGCUUGGUAUAUGCCAAUAUUGUGGGUUUGAUUCCCACAGGGGGUAUUAAGUCAAGAAAGUAUAAAAAUGCAGUUACUCUUGAUAAGUGCAUCUACUAAAUCACGUGCUGGAAAUUUCUGUUCAAGAGACUGCAACACUACAUGUAUGUUAGAAUAAGGAAUCACAUUUACAAAUUUUAGAGCAUCUCACUUUCCUGAAAAUGCCAGCUAUCUGAAAGUCCCCUUGCUGCCUUUGUCAUUUUGUUCUUGUUAUUAACACACACGGGAUA